GGAGGUGGUCAUAUCAUAGUUAAAAAAAACGCGUUAAUCAUUUAAAAUGAUUAAUGAUUAUCGGAAAAUUCUUUGCCGGCAGGCACAUUUUAAUUAACUUUUGUUGCUAUAAAAUUUAAUAAAGCAUUCCUCCACUGUAUUGGUUAAGAAAGAGGAUCCUAAAAUUUUUUAAUGGUGGUAAAAAAGAAUGUGUCUAUAUCUGCGCGCGCCUGUACGGCAUUCCCUAUCACGUGAAUUUUGCCAAUAUAUUUCAUGCAUAGGAAUUUCCAUUCGUUAGUAGGCAAACCUACAAUGUCUAAUACUUCUUUACCUAGCUUUCAAGAUCUUACCAAGCCGACCGUGAAAAUACCAUGGCGUAAGAAGGGAGAGGGUGGUAAAACCUGCUCAUACAGAAAAGUAGCGCGCGGCCUCAAUCUUGAAGGAUAUUGUAAAAACAAAUCUUGUGAAGCUUACAACAAACAUCGUGUUAUCAUCAAUUGGGGUUAUAAAGAAUUCGUUUACAUGUUGAACGAACAUGAAUGUUUUUGCCCACUUUGUGGAAAAUACGUCACACCCAUUACUUGCGGCUUCACUGACACCUACUGGAAAUACAAAGGGGUUAAGAAAGUGAAAGGUGAACCCCCGGAGAAAGUAUUUUGUGGCUGGCAAUUCUCUGCUGAUGAUGGAUACACUACAUUUCUUGAUGAAGAGAUGGUAUUAUGGGAGGGUCUCACAAUAGAAGUCCUUAAAGAAAAUCCUAUAAUUUCCCUUCUUCAGAAAGAAAAAUUUUUUUAGAUAUAUGUACGUAGUUUGCUAUAUCAAAGUAUGAUACAGUUUAUAAUUGAGAAUAUUUAAAUUUCGAUGUAAUAAUUUGUACGUUAAUUUUCUUUAGCACCAAUAAUUUCUUAAAUAAAAUCGUACAUGAAAUAAAAAA
This is a messenger RNA of Rhizophagus irregularis DAOM 181602=DAOM 197198, 913 nucleotides long. RefSeq lists its product as uncharacterized. Lineage: Eukaryota; Fungi; Glomeromycota; Glomeromycetes; Glomerales; Glomeraceae. The record is from RefSeq and is a predicted model, not a curated record.